UCGCACGCCGGAAGAAAGAAAGUGCAUGGACUAGAAUCAAUGGCUGCAAUGGGGCCCCGGUGGAGGGUUCUUGUGCGCCCAUGGACAGGGCUUUUCAACUCGCCCAGCUUCGCAGGAAAACCUGAGAAGGAACCAACCACACAGAUAGCGAACCCGAGGUCUAUUCCAACCGUGGAAGGGUGGGGGAGGAGGAGAAGGAGGAGAGACGAGGUGUUGUUGGUUGGUGGACUCAGCAGCAGGCGGGUGAAUGCCACCAUUGCUCGCAUCGUUGAUUAGAGAAACUGCCAGGGGAGGGGCGGAAGGAAAAGAGGCAGGGGGCUGCUGGUGACCCCCGUGCUGCAUCAUUUGAAAGCCAUGGCAAGCGCGCCAAGCACCGCCGUCUGCAUGACAGCUAGCGCCUUCCGUGCGGACGUGACUUGUGUUCAGCAUCGGGUGCGGGCCGCUUGCCUCGACUCCUCCUCCUCCUCCUCCUCCUCCUCCUCAGCGACCGCUGCAUACUGCGGUGGAGGUUGCUCUACUGACAGCCUGACGGUCGUUCCGGCCGGCUUGGGGACGGACGCUUCGGCGCUCAGGGCGAGACGACGGGCUGUUGUGUCCCGCUCCCUCGAUUCGCAGAAUGGCAACAUCACGUACAAUGUGCUGGUUCUAGGUGCAUCCACCGGCGGGCUGAGGUGUGCCAAGCCACCCCCUCCCAGAGGGGGAGGGACGAUCCUGGCAGCGGCUCAAGGGCUGUGCGUGAGACACGUGGAUCUGGAAAACUGGGUGCGCGUCGAGGAGAGCGAGAGCCUCGGCCUUGCAAGCCAGCACUUACCCCCGUGGCGAUCAAGAAGGGGUUGGGAAGGUGGGGGAGGGGAGAAGAGCCAGAGGGCGUACCGCAGGCGGUCUCACUCCGUGAGAGCUUCGGCGCGCGAUGGCCAUGGCUAUGCGCCAAAAGACGCGGGGAGCAACGGCAGGAAACGUGGUGGCGAUGGCGGCGGAGGGGAAAGUGGAGCAGGAGGAUGGCGAGAAGCCGGGGCGACGUCCGCCGCUCCCCCGCGCUUGCCGCCAUCGCCCCCAAGCCUUUCCCCUUCUUCUUCGCCGAUUAGCCACUGGGAUCUGUUGCGCAACGAUGUGCACUACCUGGACUGGCGCGCGAGACAAGACGUAAAUGCCAUAAAGGAGGCGCACGACAGAGUCGUGGAGGUGCUGAACCCGGUAGCACGGGAGAGUAAGUCUAUAUCGACGCUGAGGGAACAGCUGACAGAAUUGCAGGGCGACUUGGCCAAAGCUCACGACCAGGUUCACGUGUCGGAGGCGAGAGUAGAGCAUACAAUGCAGAGGUUGCUGGCGAUGGAGGCGCUGAUGAACGAAUCUUAUGCGAGGGUGAUAAAGAGCAGUGGCACGGAAGAGGCAGCAGCGGUGAAGAUAGACCAGACAUCGACAGAGGGACAGAUGAUGGUAGCCAUACAACACGAGGGCGACAAGAAGGGCGACGGUGAGGAUAACGACAUCAUGGAGGAAGAGGAGGAGGAGGAGGAGGAGGAGGAGGAGGAGGAGGAGAUGGGAGCGGCAUGGACGGAGGGGAAGAUGGCGGCCAACUUGCCGUCUUCCUUGCCAAUGGGUUCGGCGACAGGAGCGGACAUGAGGAGUAGGAAGAAGAGCAUUUUGGACGACGUCGAGAUCGACGGCGCUGGGUCUCCAUUCCCCUCAGGGUCACCGGUCAGAUCGGCUCAACCUUACUCCUACGCUUAUUGCCCCUCCGCUGAUUCCCCUUCCUCCCUUGAUGAUGCGAAUCCUCGCGGCUCUAUCCGAUCCGAAACCCCGCUGGCGGACGAUCAGGUGGCGUCCUCGUCAUCGUCGACAGGAGGCGGCGUUGUGGCGGUGGCGCCGGCGGGGCCUCGCCCCCAGCGAAAGAAGAAGGGGCUGGAUGUCUCGGGCCCGCCGAAGCCCUACGUGGGGCUGCGGAAUUUCUGGUAUCCUGUCGCCUUCUCCGCCGACGUGGACGAUAAGACUCUGUUGCCUUUUGAUUGCUUCGAAGAGCCAUGGGUGCUCUUCCGCAAUCUGGAGGGGCGUAUCGGGUGCGUGCGCGACGAGUGCGCUCAUCGCGCUUGUCCGCUCUCCUUGGGGAAAGUGGUCGAUGGCCGCGUGCAGUGCCCUUAUCACGGCUGGGAGUAUUCCACGUCCGGAUCGUGCGAGAGGAUGCCCUCGACGACGCCCUCGCGGGUUAGCGUGAGGUCGCUCCCCUGCGUGGAACAGGACGGAAUGAUAUGGGUGUGGCCAGGUAGCGACACACCUGCCGCGCACAUCUCCAGCUGUCAGCCUCCGCCGGGCUACACCAUUCACGCGCAAAUCGUCGUGGACGUGCCAGUGGAGCACGGCCUCCUAGUCGAGAACCUCCUCGAUCUUGCGCACGCUCCGUUCACCCAUACCACCACUUUCGCUAAGGGGUGGGCGAUCCCGAACCUAGUGCAGUUCAAGACGAUGGCCGCCACCGCUUUGCGCGGCCACUGGGACCCCUACCCCAUCGACAUGGAAUUCCGCCCCCCUUGCAUGGUGCUGUCCUCCAUCGGCCUCGCACAGCCGGGCAAACUUGAGGGCAAGAAUGCGCACGAAUGCGAGAAACACCUACACCAGCUGCACGUCUGCGUGCCUUCCAGCAGAGGUAAGACCCGUCUCCUGUACCGCAUGAGUCUCGACUUCGCUAAAUGGGCCAAGUACGUGCCGUACGUCGAUCGGCUAUGGCAGCACAUGGCCAACCAGGUUCUCGCGGAAGACAUGCGCCUCGUCGAGGGACAACAGGACAGGAUGAAACGCGGGGCAAACGUCUGGAACUACCCGGUUCCGUACGACCAGCUGGGCGUCCGAUACCGGCGAUGGAGAAUUAGCGUUGAGAACGGUGACAACCUGCCACGUGCCUGAUGGUCACGAGUGCAAUGAUUGGCAAUGAUAAUCGACCUUGGGGGGAAUGAUGCACUUGGUCAAGGUGCUGCUGCUGACGCUGGGAGAUAGGAUAGAGGGAUGGUCUUUGUCGUGCUGCUGAUAAUGAUGACGAUGAUGACCAUGGCGACGGAAAUGACCGCAACGACGACGAUGGGACAUGGAUGACGGUGAUGGGAAAAAAGCAUACUCAUGGAUGACGGUGAUGGGAAAAAAAAACAUACUCCGACCGAUGAUUAUCGACUACGACGAUCGCAAUAAUUAGUUAAUAAUAGAGUACUAGCCAUCACCGAAAGUCCAGGCACAGCGCCCGUGGCGCACAACCACCUCCCUCUUGACGUGUGCUGUUACUUAGUCUCCUGCUUCGGCACCUCCGUCCUCCAGCCCCUCUCUCGCAUUUAGCUGCUCUGCCAUGACGGGCUUCCGCCUUUCCUUCACACUUUGUCUCUUCAUGAGGCUCUGCUUGUAUUGGGUCCUGGCGGCGUUCUCGUCGUCGUCUGUCGUCGGUGCGGUCACGUGUAAUUAUUUUUGUAAGUAACUACAUUUAUUUGGGAGCUCACUUCUCCUGCGCCCCCCCCC
Chara braunii is the source of this 3495-nucleotide messenger RNA. The record is from the annotation of a GenBank genome assembly. NCBI's taxonomy places the organism in Eukaryota, Viridiplantae, Streptophyta, Charophyceae, Charales, Characeae.